CAAAAGCAGGUGGAACUCGGAGCCGCCGCUCCAAAGCGUCGACUCCGAAGCAGGAGAGGACAGCGCAGCGCGCCCGGCUCCACGCUCGCCAACCCAGCCGCUCAUCGCGCAACGCAGCGGACUGCCCUCGCUCCCCUCCCCGCCUGUGAGAGGCGCUUAUGUAAAAGGACCAGAGGCAAUUAAAGAGCAGGGCGGGCAGCUCCGAGGACGCCGAAGAGCUUGGGUGCCGCCGCGAAACCAGAGGCUGCUUUGCGCGCGCCGCCGCCACAGCUCGGAAGCUCCUCCACACACACAAACACACACACCGCGAGGGAACUGAGGAGAAAGCUCUCCCCGGGGCGGCCGUAUGUGCGAAGUCGGGACGCGCCCUCCGCUCCCCGCCGGCGACCGAGGCGGCGGAGAGACUCCCCCGGCCAGCGCGCUGUCGCCGCCGGGCUGCGUGGCCGGCGACAAGUGCCGAGAGAUGGGAGAGCAGCCCAUCUUUACCACCAGAGCGCAUGUGUUCCAAAUUGACCACACCACCAAGAAGAACUGGGUACCUGCAAGCAAGCAGGCUGUAACUGUUUCCUACUUCUAUGACAGCACAAGAAACAGCUAUCGGAUAAUCAGUGUGGAUGGCACCAAGGUGAUUAUAAAUAGCACAAUCACACCUAAUAUGACCUUCACAAAAACAUCACAGAAGUUUGGCCAGUGGGCUGAUAGCCGAGCAAACACUGUGUUUGGCCUGGGGUUUUCUUCUGAACAGCAGCUAACAAAGUUUGCCGAGAAAUUUCAAGAGGUGAAAGAAGCUGCCAGACUGGCAAGAGACCGGUCUCAAGAAAAAACAGAGACUUCUAGCAAUCAUUCCCAAGAAUCAGGGCGCGAAACUCCGUGUUCUACUCGGGCGUCCAGCGUCAAUGGGACGGAUGAUGAGAAGGCAUCGCAUGGCGGUCCCUCAGAUGCACAACUGAAAACAGAGAAUGACAAACUGAAACUUGCCUUAGCCCAGAGCUCCUCCAAUGUAAAAAAAUGGGAAACGGAACUGCACAGCCUUAGGGAGAGCAACGCCAGACUGACUUCUGCACUCCAAGAAUCUGCAGCCAGCAUAGAACACUGGAAGAAACAGUUUUCCAUUUGCAAAGAUGAGAACGAUCAACUUAGGAGCAAGAUUGACGAACUGGAAGAGCAGUGCAAUGAAAUAGAUAAGGAGAGAGAACGAAAUGCGCAGUUGAGCAGGCGCCUCCAGGAAUUGGAAACAGAGCUGCAAGACAAGGAGCUGGAAAUAGAGGAUCUUCGGAAACAGGGUGAAAUCAUACCAGAGUUGAUGACAGAAUGUGAAACGGUAUCUGAGAAAUUGCAGGCUGCUGAGAAAAGGAAUAAAGACCUAGAAGAGAAAGUCAGAGCUCUAAGGACAGAGGUGGAAGAGAGCAAACACAGACAAAACAACCUUAAGACUGAGUUACAAACUUUUUUAGACGUACUAGAUGGAAAGAUCGAUGAAUUGCAUGACUUCCGGCAAGGACUAUCUAAACUGGGAGUUGAUAACUAGGGAAUAGCAACGUAUAUCUUUUUGUAAAUUAACAUUUGGUGGGUGUGCAUUUUAAUCCUAAAUGUCUGUUCCACAAAAAAAAAUAACCAGAGUAUUCUUCUUGUUUGCAAUGUGAUUUGUACAUAGAAUUUAAAGAUUUAAUGGUUCUCUCCCCCACUACCCAAUCUUCCUUUUCUUUCUUUCCUUCCAAAAAUUGUUCACUUUUCUUUUUUAAGGUAGAGCUUUGUUUAUCUUGCUGCUUCUGGACUUUGAGGCUUUGUGAACAGGUGGGGGAGGGUUCUUGCCUCAGGAAAAUGGAACUAGACCUACCUUAAAAUGAAUAUGCAUUAGUUGUUGCAGGGAAAUUUCUAUCUUAAGGGCUGCUGCAACCAUAGAAACAGGAAGCGAGCCUUUUCCUAAUCUUGAUUAUCAAGCCCUGUGCAGUUUUGUGUGUGUGUGUGUGUGUGUGUGUGUAACAGGCCACAGUGAAGAUGAGAGAAGAUGUUUGCAAUUUGUCCAUGGGCUUGAAAAAGAAAAAUGCACUUGGGAGCAGCCAUUGGCAGGUAGAGAAAUAUUCUUUUAGUAGAUGCUCUUGGCCUCAGGAUCAAUUUGUGAAGCCUCAUUUGAAGAAUUCAGUGGUGGCUUUUUUUUUUAAUUAAAAAAAAUACCCAAGAGGCCUUUUCAUACAAAUUUUGCCAUGUUCAACAAUGUGCAUUUGAAAUCAGUGUAGAAAUCACAAUGUGUUCGGGUGUGGCUCUUUGCACUUAUCAUCAUCAUCAUCAUCAAACCUUUAUUGGAAUCACUUACAAACAUUCAAAAUAAAUAGGCCAGUGGUUUUUCCAUCUCCUUGCUCUGCUUGUCCAUCAACCCCGAUGGGCACCUGCAUUGCUGUUUGGUGAAGCUCGGCUCACCUGCCCUGCGGCUUCCAUGUGAGCCUAGUUCCCCCUUUCAGAGGCUUCUGCCCUACAGCAGCAGGAGAGGCACUCAUGCCAGGCCUGUUUUCCGCAGAGAGAUUGUGGUAUGCAAGCCGCCUGCCAUCUCUCUCCUCUGGGCUCCUGCUGGUCUUGGUCUCUGCCAGAGCCCCCCGUCUGAGUUUCAUAGGAUGCUGCCCACGCCAGCUGGCCUCCCCAUAAUAUAUAUUUGGAAAAUGAAAACAGGCCAUUGUGAUGUGCUAUGCCCGGGAGCCUUGGGCAAUGGCAGUAGAGAUGGAAAUGCUUGAGGGGCCCUCCUGGCCGGUUCCUUCCUGCCCCACCGUCCCUCCAGUUUAAUGGUGGGGGGAGCCGGCAGGACAGAGGACACUCAGUAACCAGGAAGGUGGGCCUGCCCUUUGCACUUCUGGUACAAUGGACGUGGAAGUAGUUACCCAAAGUUGGUUGGCAGUUUCCAAGCCUUUGAGGGUGUUUAGACAUGCACAUGUUGUACAUUAGCCAUCUGCAUGCCGGGGAAAUAGGCACUCUUCCUAGGAUCCAGGGUCAGUUCACUCCCGGAGCAAGGAUGUUAAGUAGGGAACCUUAGGCCCAGGAGUCAAAUGCCUCUGCAGCUUUCCCUUGGAAGUUCUCCAACACCACAUCCCUCGCUGGUCCUGCUUUGUACCACAAGUGUUUUUGCCUGGCUGGAAUUUGCCCUUGAAUUCUGGCAAUGCCUUUUGCUUCGCUGGAUGGAGAACAGAGCAGGCUGUGUGAGUGUGCAUAGGAACUAACCUGUUACACAGAGGUAAUAUUUACGUUCUUUGCUCCAUCCACUGGCAUGUAGCCCUUGGAAAGGGACCCAGAAGAACAUGUGGCCCUUGGGCUGGAACAGGUUUCCCAUCCCUGAUGUAAGCAAUUGGCCCUACAAGUUGCUGCCCCUAGCACUGGCUGGCAGCAGCAUUUUUACAUUCAGGAUACAGGUAUUUGUUUUAAAACCAUUUAUGUGCCACCUCUUCACCCAGAGAAACCUCAGACGUUGGUUGCAACAAAGACUUUAAACCAUUGUAAGGAUUUAAAGAGCCUGUUAGGAUAAAAGUAAAAGCAAUAUGGAAAUAAAGGUGGAACAACCUAGCGGUUUGAAAGCACGUCAAAGUGCAAGUAGAUAAAUAGGUACCGCUCCAGCGGGAAGGUAAAACAGCGUUUCUGUGCACUGCUCUGGUUUUCCAGAAGUGGCUUAGUCAUGCUGGCCACAUGACCCAGAAGCUGUACACCGGCUCCCUUGGCCAGUAAACAAGGGCAACAAGGGGAAAAUGUGUUUUAUUGGUGUUGUACUGGCUAUGAGGUUGGUGCCUGAUGUAAAGAUAUUAGAUGCUGCAGCAAGCAGGCACAAAUUGGAGGAGGGAGGGCCAGUGGAAGAGUUGUUGCAGACAGUGGCACUGGUUGCAACUUAGUUUUAGAAUUAAGUAUCCACCCAAGUGUCCUCUAUCCAAGAGUUCAACCCCCAGCACAUUCAGGGGGGUGUCUUCAAACUAAGCACCAAGACACAUGGCCCCCUAAAAAGGAACAUCCUGGGACAUCAACCCACCUUGAAGGUUUCUGCUCUGUCCCCGAAGACCUGCUCUUUAAUUCCAGGUGAAUCAAGGCUGGUGGUGGUCACAGCUGGGAUGAAAUGAGAAAGUCAUUUUCACAUGCUCCGAAACACUCCCGUUAGUAUCUUCAGCUUCUUUCAGGGCUGAGCUCCUGGAAUUACAAAAACCAGGUCCUGGGACAGAGUCGUAUCUCAAACGAAGCUCUGUACAAACCUUCCCAAUCUUGUGCCUUCUACAUCUUUGGGGGCUACGUCUUCCAUCACCCUGGCCAUGCUAGCUGGGGCUGGUGGGAGUUGUUGUCCCAAACGUCUAGAGGGCACGGCACUGGGGAGGGCUGCUGACACAAAUGUCUGUCAGCCACUCAGACUGUAUUGCAAGUAUCACACUGGAAAACACUUCUUAGUCAUGCCUGUUAUGGAUCUUAGUACUGGCAGUUACCCGAACUCACCACCUUUGCCUGCUAUGCAGAUGUGUGGAAGCUCAAAGGUGCCCUGCCUAACAGUGAGCUACCUCCUCUUCCAUUUUUCUGUUCUGUGUGUUAAGCACCCGCGGCUCCUAGCUGCUUUUAAAACUGCAGGAGGGAGUUCACCUCUUCAUUCACAGUGCUCUCUCCUUUUGUGUCUGCCAUUGCAUGGGUGUGUGAUUCAAUUUUCUCUGCUCUUAAUAGAAAAAGCCACCUUCUUAUUGAAAAAGCGUUGGAGAUAAAUCUCUCAUUUUGGACUGUGUGAAUCUCCCAUUUCCUCGUAAGGUGCAAAGUAUGAAGAGGGCAGUUUGCAACAGCUUCUUAGCUGAUGAAACCUUCUUGUCUUCCCUGAUCCACCUCCAAAACAGUUAGCUAUUCUUUCCGCUGAUAUACAUGCAUAUCUAUAUUGCAGUGUGCCAUAGGGUUUUAUGGUGGUGUUGGAGUCUUCAGCCUUUGCCUAAUGCUUGAGCCUUUGCCUAAUGUCGUGGGGAUGGUGCGGAGUAGAGAGAGGAGUCUAGCUGCCAGUGGAUGAGCUUCUCAGAUUCUAGAGAGGCAGGGUUAGCAGAUGGGAUGGGCCCAGAAAAGGAGGUUCAGAGUAGUCAGUGGUCCACAGAGAGGAGUGAGAAGAGAGGUGCAAGGCACAAUGAUCUGAAUGCACAAGCAGAGUUAACAAAACAGAUCUGAAAUAGCAAGCCAAGCGUUUGGCUGUGCUCGUAGGACACCGCUCUCCUUAAUUUUUGCAUCCUUUGGCUCCUGAGAGCAAAACCAUUUGCUCACCAGUAAACCUCUCCAGUAAACCUUUCCCACUGAACUCCUUGGAAUCAAAUUUCCUGCCCACUCGCCCACCCCAUGCCUCUGAUCUGAUUUCUUGUUGCUUUGAGCCUACGCCUAACCCACUUUUUCCUUCUGCCUCAAUUCACAGGCUCCUGAUCCAAGAUCGUGUGCCGGGGAAGGGGUGGGUUCAGAGCUUCUCCUUCCAGUCAGGUGACUUAGGUGUGUUAGGCUGAGCUUAAGCCGUGAUGAGGAGCAUGUGGGCAGCACAGGCCAAGGCCAACAGGGUGACAGGACUGGACUUCUGUGCUAUGUCCUCUUCUUUGGCAAUUAAAACACGGAGGCGGUUCUUUGCCAGGAGCAAAGUCUUUGACGUUUUAGAACUGAAAACAGGCUUCUAUAAAACCUACAGCUGCCAUAAAUAACACCAAGGCUGCCUUUUUAAAAAACAAAACAAAAAUCAUUUAAAGGACUGUGUAUUUACACCCCAGCCUCUUCCUUAGUCUACCAUCUGCUGCAAAAGUUUUGUGUGGUGGUCAGUUGGCCAGGAGAGAUGGCAUGUUUGCUGUGCUGUUAAGUUGGCUACCUCUGUCUUCCCAGAAAGUGGGGCUGUCCUAGCAGUAGUCGAAAGAUUUCAAGAUGUUGAUCAUAGAUAUUUUCUCCUCUUUUGAAGUGACUACAAACCAGAGCAGUUGGGAUCAAGUGGUGCUUAAAGAACCAUAGCUCAUUGGUAGAGGGCAUGCAAUGAUGCUAACUUCAGUCCCCAGCAUUUCCACUUAAAAAGGCUCAAGAAGCAGGUUAUGGUAACAACCACUCUCCCCUGGGGAACCUGGGGAAUUGUCAGUUGCAUUUAGUCAGUCACUAUUGGCUAAAUGAAGAAAUAUUCUGAUAUCAUAAGGCUGCAUUUUCCUGUACCCCAAAUCUGGCUCCUAAAGCAAUUUGGGGGAGCCUCAGGUGGUGCUGCCAUAUCUUAUUCAAGGUGUGCUAAAUGCUUGCUCCCAAUUUUAAAAAAUGGCAGAAGGGGUCCAUACUGGCAUUGUGUUUCCCUGAGGACUUUGCAUGGCAUGCCUGGGGAUGGGUAGGAAAUUUGAUUCAGUUCAUACCGUAUUUAAAUGUGAAUGAAGCUAAAUCAUUUGCACUAUCCAAAUACAUAAAUUGAAACACAAGUCAUCCUUUGGAAUGUGCGCAUUUCUGAAUUUUGCAAUGCUGUUCUACAGCCAAGUAAUGGGUACAGAAAAUGAAAACGGCAGGGUAAAGUGAAAAUAAUAAUGCUGUAUUCAAAAAAUUCUGAUAUUUGGGGAAAUUGCUUUGCAAAAAAUGUGCAUUUUAUGGGAAACUGCAUAGAUAUGUACAGCUUAAGAGAAAUUUGCACUAAAAUGCUGGUGAAUUUUCAUUAGAAAGUGCAUUUCUCAAACUGAUGUGGAGAACUGGAGAACUUAAGACUUAAGAACUUAAAACAAGAAGUUCAGAGUUAUCAAAAUUCAGAGGAACCUAGUCAUGCCUCAGCAGGUUUAUUAGCAUAACUGAGUGGAUUUCUAACCAGACUUUCAGGGUGCAUUGCCUUCACAAGAUGAUGAUAAUAAUAAUAAUAAUAAUAAUAAUAAUAAUAAUAAUAAUUUAUUUAUACCCCGCCCAUCUGGCUGGGUUUCCAGAUUGCAGAAUAAAUUUAAAGUGCAAAAAGUGAGCAUAAUAACCAAUGGUCAACAAAUACGAUACAAUUGGCAUUGCAAUGUCAUGAAUUUAAAAGCAACAACAAACUUUUCCCCAAGCACAGCGUAAACAAAGGCAGGCUGGAAUAAAAAACGCCAAAGAGCUGCUUUCACACAUAGCAUUACUUCACGCGUUGCACGGUACCAAUUAGUUCCAUUUGGACCACCUUCAGUGUGUCUAAGCAAGGGCCCAUUUGGUUCAGCAACAUGGAGCCCAGAUCAAAGGCAGCAGAGAGGAAGAGGUCAAAGCAUCCCCACAGUUGGAAUCGGUGUGGACCAUCCAAGCCUGUGAGACAUCUUGAACCUGAAUGCUGAAGACACACAGCACUACCAGUCUUCAAAACCACACCUAAGACCACCCAGGUUAGAUAAGCUUAGGGAGAUUGUUGGGGAGCAAGUUAUACCCACAAAAUACUCAUUCUGUUCUCGCUACCUUAUCCUCAGUUACAACCCCCCAAACCUAAAACCUGCUCUAUCUGGCACCCUGGUCAGGAAGAUGAAACUUUUGACAGUACUCUCAUCCAGGAUUAACCCCUGAGUGGUUGUCAAUUUUCCAUUUAAUGAUCUGUCACCCCAAAGCACCAUCUUCAGACCAGGGGGAUGGGCUAGCAAUUUGGAAGAAGUUAUUCGGAUGCCUGAAAUAUUGUAUGCUAUGUUCAGUAGUAAUAAGAUACCUUGAGUAAAAAAGGGUACUAUAUAAGAGGUAUCUAUUAAAUAACGCUGGGGUUGUAUCCAAUGCUCGCCCUGCUCAACGUAAACCCACUGAAGUUAAUAGACACGACUAACUUAGGUUCAUUCAUUUCAGUGGGUUUACUCUGAGUAGACCUUAGUUGGCCACAGCCCUCUGCAAAUAUGCUUGAUAUAAAUAUGUAUAUUCUGUUGGUGGAAGAAGUGUUGAAUGGAGUUUGUAGAAUGGCUAGCCAGUAUGACAUUUUACUGUGAUAAAAUGAGGAGGUAGAAAUUAACUUUUAAAACAUCAAGAUGCCUAUAUAUGUGUAUAAAGUUUAUAUGCAUAUUUGUAAAUGUUUGAUUGCUUGCUUGCUUACUAGAUUGCUUCUUUCUGUUGCUUUGGCUUCUUAUACCCCUGGUCUUAAGGAUGCUGAGCCAGUCUGUAGGUAAAUCACAUGGUUCUUUGGACUGUACCAUUUCACGUGUGUGUGUGUGUGUGUGUGUGUGUGUGUGUGUGUGUGUAAAGGCUGCUUUUACUAUGGGAAAGGACUCAAAUGGGGAUAGAAGCACCAGCUGUUGUUUUGAAAUGGAACUACCCUAAAAGCUCUGUACGAUGUGUUUCAUCUAUACCUGUAGAUUAUUCUAAUUACUUGGAUGCAACUUUCCAUCAAUUCCAGUGGUGCUUUCACAAAAGUGUGCUUGGGAUCAUAACCUGAGGGCCGCUUCAUGUAAAUUGCUGGACUGGGGCAAAAGACGAAUUUCUGGGAUCUGUUAGUAACCCACUCUAAUGAUGACAACCUUACCACUUAGUGGAAAUCAUGCAGACACACCCCUCUUUUAUGGAAUGAAAAUAUAUCUUGUGGGAAUCUGGUGCACAAUGACAACUUCAGUUUGCAAUAAUAAUUAUUUAUUAAUUUCUAUACUGCUUACAAGCCAACAUGGCUUCUAAGUGGAGUAUGUAGCCAUCUGCAGUCUUGUAACUUGUUAAGUUGCAACCGGAGUAGCUGGAUCGAUGUGUGCUGAUGACUUGAGAUAACUGUUGGCAUUUAUAUAGCUCUUCCUGAGGUGUUCAAUGCGCUUCAUGUAACAUUAUCAGAGUAAUACUUGCAACAACCUUGGGAGAGAGCCUGGUAUUGCUUUCCGCCUAUUGUCGAAGGAGGAGAAGCUGCAUUUAAACCCAAGGGUGCUGCUGCAACCAUAGUUCAUGCUUUGUGGCAAUGCUUCGACACAGGCACUGUGCAGUGCGCAGCCUAGAUGUGACCACCUGGCCUUUGUAGCAUUCGGAAGCAUUGAUAGCAAGUUCGUGUCGGGUGCCAUAAUUGAAUGGAUUUGCCCCAGUGUGGCAGGACUGAAUAGCUUAACUGGGCAUUUGCACUGCAUGCAGACAGGGCCAGCUCCAUCAUUGGGGAGCUGUCCUAUGGGCCCAGCUUCAGUGAUGGUGGGCCCUGAAGGCUUUGUCUUGGAGACGCACAGCCGCCAUCUUUGAUUUCUGACAAUGCCACAGAAGUGGAGUCAUUUAACGGCAUUGUGGGGAGAACUGGCUGCCAUCACAAAUAGCGAAACUCCCAGGGACAAAUUAUCCUAGCAGGUCUCAAAAAGCUAUUUGCUUGAGACUUUGGAAGGCUGCUAGCCAUUGCUGGUCUGGAUGAGCAUCAUAUGCUUCAACUUCUCAAGUUUUGGUUUGACUCUUGUAGUGGCAACAAGCAGUGGGUUGGCAGAUUUUGGAUUCCUGUAGUGAUUCUGGGCUAUUGAAGCUGUUAUUACCUUAAAUGGACCUGGGAAGUGAGGCCUUGAUUGUAAGCACAAUUGCUUAGAACUAUAUUUUAUUUUAACGUCAUGGCCAUGAUCCAAUACAGUUCUGGGCACAUUUUAGCCCCCCGAGUUUGACUUAUUUUGAGCAUGGCUGAUAGCACACAGGACUGCCCCCAUGGCAUUUAGGAAACAUAGUGUGAGUUAUUAAAAUGUUUUCAGUUAAAAUGUAUCUGGGCAGUUAUGGGAAUUAAUUUGCGUUUUCUGUUUUCUAAUACUGGUUAGCAAUAAUUUUAUUUUAGCCAUAUGCCAACCAAGAAGAAAGAAUGUGCCCCCCAAAAAGGUACAAACUGAUACCCUAAGUCUUGCACAAUUGUCUUCAAUUUGAUGUGUGUGUGGCAGAGAGAGGAGGAGGUUAGCUGACAAUACUAGAAAAAAGCAUUUUGAAUUUAUUAUGCUACAGAUUGUGAUACAUUCUGAAAUUGAAUGUUGAUGUACAGAGCACUUUUAAAAACUGAAAUAUAUUCUUCCCUUGUAGUUAACAAAUAUGAGAGUAUUUUAGUGUGAUAUUGCUAUACCAAAUGUUUUAAAAGUAAGACGAGCCUUUAGUAAUUUGCAAUAUGUUCUCAUGGUUCCAAGUAAGGUUUAGUACAAGAUGAAUUAACUGAUUAUAAGAGUGUGGGAAAACAUUGCAGUGAUUAAACUGUAUAUUUUUAUCCAGAUAUAAAAUAUGAUUAAUCAACCUGAAGAUAUUAUUGUAGGUUGAUUGCUGUGAAAUUAUAUUUUACCUCGUUACUUGUCUGCUGUGAACAAGUCCACCCCCCCCCCAUGUCACUGAAUAUUCAGCAAACAUUGAUAUGUGGAAUCUCUUCUAGUAGCAGUAAAUGAUGGGUUUUUUAUAUAUAUUUGGAAAAACAAAACUUUUUUCUUUAGGAAUUUUCUGUAAUUUUUAUCUGAUUUUAUUGUAUUAUAGAGUCAUUUAUGUCAUAUAUUUAAGUUUAAAAAAUAAUAAUACAAAGUUCUGUCCUGACUCGAUAAACUUCCGGUUUUCUGAAUUACAUUUUCUUGUUGCUUUGCGUUCAGCUUGGGAGAAUUCCCUCUGCCCUUCAAAUAAAAGUCAACCUGGAUUUGAAUGUA
Zootoca vivipara (common lizard) is the source of this 10502-nucleotide messenger RNA. RefSeq names its product homer scaffold protein 2 (gene HOMER2). NCBI's taxonomy places the organism in Eukaryota, Metazoa, Chordata, Lepidosauria, Squamata, Lacertidae. Gene Ontology annotation, biological process: G protein-coupled glutamate receptor signaling pathway. Gene Ontology annotation, molecular function: G protein-coupled glutamate receptor binding. The record is from RefSeq and is a predicted model, not a curated record.